This is a messenger RNA of Cicer arietinum (chickpea), 1561 nucleotides long. RefSeq lists its product as uncharacterized. The record is from RefSeq and is a predicted model, not a curated record. NCBI's taxonomy places the organism in Eukaryota, Viridiplantae, Streptophyta, Magnoliopsida, Fabales, Fabaceae.
UUAAACUCGAUAGAUUAUAUAUUUGAGAAUCAACCUUUAUUUAUUCACUUUAUCAAUUUCUUACCAAAUUCCAAAUUCCAUUAUUUGGAAGCCCUAACUGAUAUUAAGGCAUCAUCCAUUCCCCUUGGAUUCAUUUGCUGGACGUCGUGGAAUGACGGAAAAAAAUUAGCUUGGAAGAAAAAAAGUAGUAUGGGCGAGGAAUUUAUUAUUAAACAAAAAGAGGGGUGGUGUGUUAAGUAACGAAGUAGUGCGAAAAGAAAUUCAGAAGCCCAACCUAGCAAGGCCCAUUAGAAAAGUGUUUCCUUUCUUGUUUGUUCGGUUGAAUUUGGUUGAAUGGUAGCAAGGAACAGAGUAGUAGCAAUAAUGGGAACAAUGUCGGAAGUUGUGGAAAUAGAGAGUUUAGAGAAGAGUUUAUUGGAAGAGAAUGAAGAAACAGUAUUAUAUGCGGCGUCGUUUCAAGAAAUGGAGAAGAAUUUCGUCAAGUACCAAACGGUACAGUGGGUACUUUACUCGCUGUUACUGAUAUUAGCUUGGGGAAUUGGGUUACUCAUGUUGCUUUAUAUACCAAUCAGAAGGUUUAUACUUACAAAGGAUAUUCGUUCUAGAACUCUUUACCUUACUCCAAAUGCUAUUGUUUACAAGGUCACGAGGCCAGUACCAUUUCCAUGUUUUGGGGUGCUGCAUAAAGAGAAGCAUGUUUUAUUACAUUCUGUGGCUGAUGUCGUGGUUGAACAAGGGUACUUGCAAUCACUUUUUGGUGUAUAUUCUCUUAGAAUUGAAAAUGUUGGAGUUAGAAGGCCACCCAGUGAUGAUGUUAAAAUCCUCGGCAUUGCAAAUCCUAAUGCUUUCAAGAAGGCUGUUAUGAUGCGCCUAUCAAACAUGAGAAAUGAUAUUGUUUCAAGACAAGUGUCUACUCUAGAAGACGUUUCACAUUUGAUGAUGUCUCCAUCCAAGUCGUUGACAUAUGAUUCUACUCAUUUUGGGGAGCUGCUACUAUUGCAGAAACUGGAUGAAGUUGGAAGCUCUGUCAAGAGAAUACAGACUUUAUUUGAGGAGCAACAAUCUCAAAAAACAGAAUCCAUAGAUUGAGAUGAUGCAGAGAAUAGUGGAAAAAGCAGCAAUGGAAGUAAGUGCAAGUUGAUACCUCAUGCAACAUAGCUAGCUAUUCAUUGUUAGUUUGUAUAUCUUAUAGCAUUCAAGUACACCUUGUAAUUUUAUGAAAAAGUUGUAUAUCUUGAUUGUAGUGAUGCUUGAACGUGUCUAUAAUACCAUAAAUGUAUGUGUUUUAUUAAUUAAUUUGGUGUAAUUAUUUUUGCUUUCUCACGUAAUACAGGAGAUGGAGCUCAUUGGUGUAAUGCUAACAGUAUGAAGCUGAUACACCAUCCAUAUUAUGUGAGAAAGCUAAAAUAAUUGCUAGUUGAUUAAUGAAGUUAUAUACAAGUUCCUUUAUUUGGUGUAUUCUAGUAUUACUUAGUUGAUUAAUGAAUUUAUACACAGUUUGAGUUAUGACAUUAUGCUUUUAUGGUUAUUGAAUUUAUAUAGAGGUUGAAUUAUGGCCUUA